CUAGUCUUUCGCGCGACGCGACUCCGUCUCUGUGCUCUCUUUUCUUUCUCUGUACUUCUUUCUUUCCUUCUUUUCCUCACUAUUUGUAUACUUCACGAGCUUUUCGUUGCCAGGUCGAGCCGGAGCCGCCGUGAGUUUACGAAUUUUUUCGCGGACCAAGUGCAACGCAGAACAGUAAAUAUCGACUUUAACAAUAGACGGCAAGACACAAUACCAUCGAGAUUAUCCACGGAAAAACAGAACAUCAAGAAGCUUUGAAGCUCUCGGAUUCGGAUAGCGCACGCGAGCUCCAAUCUUGCGGCGCAAAAGAAAGGAAGCAAAGAGAGCGAUAAAUCCCUGGCAAGUCGUCGGGUAGGAGUAUACGACUUAGUUGAGGCGACGUCGUUCGCGCGCGCGUGGCCGAGUGUACUUAAACACAUCGUCGCCGAAAUCGUCGACGCACUAAUACGUCACAAAGAGACUCGACACACACCUGACCACGUGUGUGCGACUCUGAACGACUUACGGACUGAAGGAAUCGUGAUCGAAGCUCUCUCUCUCUCUCUCUCUCUCUCUCUCUCUCUCUCUCUCUCUCUCUCUCUCUUUCUCUCCGGUGCGUUAUAUAUAGAGUACCUACACUCUACAGACACGCGUAUGUGCACGUGUGUAGGCAGCUGAUUGAUAGUUUCCUCUGUUCACUCUUGCGCCCUUGGCAGUCGGCGUUGUUUUCACCGCAGCAGUGUUGAUGUUUCCAAUCGGAGCAUGCCAGAGACGAGACUCGGAAGCUGCGCUGUACAGGAGAUUGGUCGCCACUGUGGGCGACCCGGACCACUAUGUGCGCGACCGCAACUCCAGCUCGGCUCUUCUCCACGACGGGCUUCACCUAAGGGCUGAGUGGACCACGCACAAGGACAAAGAAUCAUCUUCCGGCAUAGAGGGAAUGUCAGCGAGUUCAAGUCACAAACUCUGGCGGUCCACAACGGGACUGGACGAUGCUGGAAUGGAUUUGCGUGUGGCGCAAUUCAGUGCCCAUACCAGUCGGGAGUUCGACUCUGCCACGACUCCGGCAGGGCUGGAACAACAACUGCCUCUCCUAGUAGCUCUCUGUGCCAUUGCUGGUGCCAUCCUCUUUGCUUUCCUGAUUCUGUUAUGGCUGCGACAGCAAAUGUCGCGUGAGAAGGACGCUGAAGAAGGCGACAGGCGUGGUUUGGUGGAGGAAGGCACAGUCUGUCCUCCGGACGAUGCUAACAAAACCACCAAAACAAAAGCCCUGACUGAGGCCAAGUGGGUACCCGAGUCUGUCCCAGAAAUCUCAGCAGUAGUAACUGCUGCCUCGGAGAACAUUAGCACAAAGUUCGAGAAAGUUAUCAAAACGAAGGUAGAAACCGAAACGCGAUGGCUGGCCGAGCCGGUGCCACACGUCUCGACGGCAUGCGUCGAGCGCACGGAGGCGGCCUCGACCAGCUCCAGCGCGAGCAGCGCCAGUAUAAUGGCCACGACGAAGGUCCCCGAGACUCGUUUGGCGAAACGCUCACCCCGUCGAGACUGCGGUGGCAAUCGUCGCACCCGAUCGAUGUACUCGUCGCACGUGUCGGCCAUAGCGACACCGGAGCGCAAACCCGACCCUCAUCGACGCUGCAAAGGUCUGCUCGAGCGUCGAGGCUCCAGUGCCAGUCUCACCAUCGACCUGGCCCCGGCUCCCGAGAGCCCGCCACACAGCGUCACGCCGACGCGCGAAUGCACCGCUGAGGAAUACUUGCUCAGCGCCACUAACAGACUAACAAGAGAUCAGCUGAGGAAGUCUGUCGAGAAUCCGAUCGCUCUGCACACGGAAUUCUGGAAAGUGCCGCUGAACUAUCCCGAGGAGGUAGACGUCUGCGGAUCUGGAGUGAAGAACAGGUAUCCCACUGUUCUGCCCAACGCAAGAUCCAGAGUCAUACUGCCCGGGAGCGAGGAUCCACUGACUAGUUACAUUAACGCUAAUUACGUUAGAGGCUACGACGAUGAAUCGCGUUACAUAGCAACGCAAGGACCACUGUCGCACACGAUUGCAGACUUCUGGAGCAUGGCUUGGGCAGAGCGAACGCCCGUCAUCAUCAUGAUAACACGACUUCACGAAGCGGCCAAGACCAAGUGCGAGGCCUACUUCCCGCUCGAGCUGAACUCUCGCAUCCAAGCCGGGCCUUUCACUGUCAUCCUCAAUUCGAUGGACACUCGAGGCGGCUACUCGGUGCGCGACCUCGAGGUCAGGUACGAGAACGAGAGGCGAAUCAUACAACAUUACUGGUAUGAUUCAUGGCCGGACCAUUUGGUACCGCAGACGGCGGAUGCUCUGGUCGGUCUAGCCGCAGAAAUUAACACGCUGACUGGGCCGAUAAUCGUGCACUGCAGCGCCGGUAUCGGUAGGACUGGCUGUUUCAUUGCUCUGGCCACUGGUAUGACGCAACUGAUCCGCGAGGGAAACGUCGACAUUCUACGAAUUCUGUGCCAAAUGAGGUACGACCGAGGAGGUAUGGUCCAGACCGCAGAACAAUAUGAAUUUUUGCACAAGGCGCUGUGCCUCUUCGAGGAAACGCUGGAACGCAAGACGUCAAAAGACGACGACCGGAAAGAGAAGCCGAAGUAAAUUCGAGUUGCCAUUCACCAAGUGAAUCAGGUACGAAAGGCUCGAGGAUCGUUGCACGAAGGGCAAAGACGAAUAUGGGCUAGAUUCGUUGUCUCUUUGAGCUGCCAUUACUAAUACUUACUGCCAUGACGUAUCUUCGAUGCUGAAGCAAAACAAACAUUGCAUCGCCACGCAGACGCACGUAAUCACACAAAUACAUGAAGAUAACGCACUUCUUGCGUGGAUCAAUCGCUUAUCGUCACUUUGCAAUAGGUCUGAACAGCGAUGAUCGUUUUUUGGUCACACAUCGGAAAAAUUUAGCCGCUCCUCACGUGGCCCUUGACACGCAUUAUCGGCUUUUGCGUCUACUAUCAAAGUAUUUUGACAGUUAUAUUUAUUUUUUAUUUAUUGUUAACCCUCUGAUAGUCGAUCUUUUUAUCCACUUGACGAGAGAAGUUUUUAUAUAUACUUCCGACGUAUUGUCAGAGUUAAAAUCCACAAACACAGACUUUAACGUUGAACCAAGCGUUACUUCGAAAAAGUACGGCGAACUGUCGGAAAUGCGAAAUUAGAUAGCGCAGCCGACAGAGCUGAGACUUCCCGGACCUGAAGAGAGACGAAAUCAAAUCACAUAUAUACACAACGACAUUAACUCGGGACCGUCAAGGAACAUCCGCUCUUGUCCAACUCUAUUCAGUUCCUAGGUGUAACACCGUCAAUACCUUCAUCGCCAUUUUAAUCGUCAUUCUGUAACCAUCGUUACUGUAUCUCUCUAUCAGCGAGCUCACUGUUGUUGUUACUAUUAUUAUUAAUCUAUGAGGAAAAGAAAAGAAGCUGCUAAUCGCGUCGUACGUAGAGCAACAUUACGUCUGUCUCCCGACGCUAAAAACAAAUUUCAUCAUCGCGUAGGCGACGUCAUCGUCGGAGAGUAACUGUCGAAUUUUUCGAGUAUAAUCUAUAUUUAGUGGAAAAGACUGAAUGUGCAUGGAUGUAAUACGAUGUUAAUCGACUCAUUAUAAUUCCUCGUAUAAGUAGCUUAGAUUAUACAUUUGACGAGGAAUUCGAUAAAAUGAAAUCCGACGAAUCUCGGCGUUCUAACCAAAUGACACGAUUAAAAAUAAUAAUAGUAAUGACCGUAACAACAAUAAUAAAAUAAUAGUAAUAACGAUAACUAUAAUGAAUAAUUAAUAUUAACUCUAAUAAUAGCAGUAAUUGUGGAUGUUCAGCAGAGUGUAGCAAACAAAAAAAAACGAGUAUGAAUCCUACAUACUCGAAGUGAAGUAAAACAUCUAAAUGUAAAAAAUUCGAAAGAAUCCACUGUGUUCAUUUAAAUCGGAGGAUCGGUUACGCGUGAAUCCUUAUAUGUGGCUAUUGUCUCGAACCUAUGUGCAUAUUCAACGGAUAAUAAAAAAACGUAAUUAACAAAACAAUAUAUACACCCAUAUACAAGAUUGUCAUGGAAUAUUGACGUAAAUUCAGUCACGCGUGGCCGUCCAAUAUAUUAAUAGAACAAAAAUUCUCAAUUUAAGCGGUGUAGGGAAGAGAAACGAUGACGACGAUAGUUGCAUGAUUAAAAUUGAAAAAAGCUACAUAUAUUCUAAAUGAGCCGCAACGGACGCGGUUUAAAAAGAAAUAGUAAAUAAUACUAAAGCCGAGUGUUUAGCGUUUAUUUGCGACGGCAUAUCACCGAAAGACAAGUGUGUAAUAACGAUAUUUUGAAUUGUUUUUCUUGCGUUUGGCACUAAUUCGGCUGCUGUCGACCAAACGAUGUGUUGUGUCAGUGAUUUUAAUCCGCGUAUCUCACUUUUACCGUCAGACGACGAUUUCAAUCGAUCCGAUCGGAUUUACGGAUUAAAACCACGUCGUCUCGUCGAUAGCAGCUCUUAUUGCAAAGACGAGUGAAAAUUCCGCGAAUGAAUGCGAAUCGGCGUGAACGGGACACAUGCAUAAUACACUCUAUUCAACAUCCCAAUGUGCCUAAAAACGAUCUUAAUUAAUAUCUUUACGUAUUAUAACUUAAUCAAAUAUGUCUCUGGAUUAAGUCUCGGGAUAAACCAGAUCAAAAAAGCGAAUUUAUUGGCGUUGCUUUAAUCGACAAUUAUUAUGUCGCGGACUUACCUAUCCGUGCGAACGUCUGCAUUAUAUUUUCAUUGUAUACACAGCGCAACAGGUCUUUAAGGUGGUCGAUUGUAAGAUCGUGAACCUUGAUUACCCUCGAUUCUUUCGAAUCUCGCUGAUAUAUGUGAGCAGGUGAAGCUUGUGAUGUAUUUAUCGUGUAUGAUAGUGUACAGGGGAGUGUGAUGGAGGGAGAGAGAGGGAGAAAGAAAGCCGUAGAGAUUUAGAAAGCAUGUAUCGAGGCAUGUAUUACUUGUUAGGUUUGCCGUGUAUCUGCUACGUUGUAUCUAGCUGAUGACGAGAAGGAAAGUGAAUUUCCAUCGUAGGAAUAGCUGGAGUAUCCUUAUCGCGCGGCAGGUAAAUACCAUUUUUUCUCAUUGUGUAAAUUAAAUUUUUAUAAGUCGUUUGCUAUUUCACGUCUCGCGUUGUAGACACGUUUUUAUUAUUUUAUUAUCAUCGAUUGUUAUGGAGAGAUAUGGCGCAUGAUUAUUCGUACGGUGUUCUUUUUAUUUAUACACAGAUAACGUUUACUUUUCGUCUCAAUCUGUUAAAUUUUGCAAGGGAGGGAGAAAGGGUAAUCUAGAGAGAGCUUUUUAUUUAUACGGAAUGCGAAAAUGGCUUAUCUAUAACUGUUACGCACGAAUCUCACAUUGAUUUUAUUUUUUACGAAAAAAAGUAAACGCAUAUAGUUUUCAAUCAGUUCAUGUAUAUAUAGAGCUUGCCAUUAAUUUAAACCGAAAACGUCUACAAAUAUACUAUAUGGCGAAGUAUUAUAUCGGAAGAAGUUUAUUAUUAUUAUAAUUUUUAAGUAUUUAUAUAUGUGACAGCUCGUUCGCUGCGUCAUCAAUAUACGCGUCAGAUGUCAAUCGCAAUCGCAAAGAUAUUUUUUGUUAAAAAAAAAAGAGUUUAAUAGAAAACGGGCAUAUAAGCGUGGCAGUACCGAAAAUGUCAAUGGGGUACGAGUUAUAAAAGAAAAAAGAUGUGUUGCGUCCUCAACAAAUAAUACGUAAGCAGAGCAACAACAAAAAGUGAAAACGAUUAUACCGAUGGAAGUUGCAGCAACAAUAAUUUUAGCAACCGCUUGGUGUUCAAUUGUAUUUGAAUGACGUAAAUAAAUGUUUAUAGUGUCUAUGGAUCAUGAAAA
Nasonia vitripennis (jewel wasp) is the source of this 5843-nucleotide messenger RNA. Its product is annotated as tyrosine-protein phosphatase non-receptor type 5. Gene Ontology annotation, molecular function: protein tyrosine phosphatase activity. NCBI's taxonomy places the organism in Eukaryota, Metazoa, Arthropoda, Insecta, Hymenoptera, Pteromalidae. Gene Ontology annotation, biological process: protein dephosphorylation. The transcript has 8 exons. The coding region runs from base 725 to 2605 and encodes 626 amino acids. The record is from RefSeq and is a predicted model, not a curated record.